UCUGAUCCAUCGAAACGGCCAUUUUAAGAAGUUGCACAAGCGGGGUCCAGUGGUUUGAACAUUCAAACAGCUUCUUUUGGAUAUUUCUACAAAUAAAGAUGGCCAGCACACUUCCCAAAAGUGGGAAGGCUGGGAUUGGGAGAUAUAGUUAAGCAUAUAAGGAUUUGGAUAUAUAGCAGUGAUAAACCAGUGGUGGGAUAAAGACACAGGGAAAAUACGAACACAACAAGAUGGCGAUGGCCCGUCUGGUUGUGAUUGUGGCCAUUUUAGGCAUUUUAUCCAAACAUAGUGAUGCUGAUUGUACCGGGGGAGACGCUCUUAGUGUUUAUGCAUGUACCUCUGCAUUUUAUAACUCAUUUGGGGGAAAUUUGACAGCUUUACUUAAUUGCGAAUUUAGUUGCACGGAUUAUGAAUCAACGGUGUCCUGUCUCAAUAGUCUUAAUUCUGUUGAAUGUCGACAAGAGACGCCAACUUUAUUUAACAACUACACAAUUGUCAAUGGAAUGGCGUGUGAAUACGAGGACUUACCAGAGAAGUGUCCUAAUGUUGCCCCUGUCAACGAUGCGCCAGUAACGGGCGGAUGGGGAGAAUGGGGCAACUUCUCUGCUUGUACAGCCACAUGUGAAGCGGGAAUAAGUGUUCGCACGCGUGAGUGUAACAACCCAACACCGGCGAACGGUGGGGCCAACUGUACAGGGAAUAGCACUGAAACCGUACUAUGUCCCGGACCAGACCAUUGUCCGAUUGACGGUGGACUGAGCAAUUGGACGAGCCAAGGUUGUAAUAGGAAUGACGUCACAUGUAGCGGUGGUACAGAAACGUGGACGAGAACCUGCGAUUCCCCUGAACCAAUGUAUGGUGGUGCUAACUGCACCGGGGAUACACUUAAAGUAACGGGUUGUAACGGAUCGGACAUAUGUUUACAAUCAUGUACAUCAGACCAGAUAACAUGCGAUGGCGGCGCAAAAUGUCUCUCAUUCAGCCAAAUCUGCAAUGGCUUUCCCGAUUGUGCUGACGGGUUUGAUGAAAGCGAGCUUGCGUGUCUUAGCACAAACCUUCUCAGGGAUGACGCCGCUAUGCCUGCAACAAGUUUCUCGAAAACAAUCUUCCUUGCGAUAACAACACUAUUGUUGCUGCUAAUGUAGUAGAUAGGAGAUAUACCGAUCCCGUGCUUGAAAGAUAGUUGGAAUGAAUUGGGGAAUUAUCUAGAACUGAUAGUCAGUCUGUCAUGCCCCAGAAGAUGGUGUUGAUUAUCAAGCACUCGGCGUAGUGUAAAUAUAGGAUUAGGACGUCUUCUUAGUGCAAUCUAUGAUAGACCAUAUACACAUAAACAAGCACCUGAUUGUUACACCAUACAUAUACAUAGGAUUUACUCAUAUGUCUACAUGGAAGAAUACUGACACGUUACGAAAUCUCCAACAAAAAAGAGCUGAAAAAUAACUGAAUCGACAACAAACGCAACAAUGCCUCCUGAUUAUGUCUAACAUAAAAUCAGAUAUGGAAAAUAAAUAUAUAUUCAUGAAGUCAGUUAUAUUAUGACAGAAGAUGUUACCAGAUGCUGUAUAUUUUUUAUGUAUCUUUUAUAAAUAAUUUUCCUUGUGCUGUGAAAUUGUGAAUGUGAUACUUUACUGCUAACACUGCCGUCCGCUGUAACAAAGGUUAAUAGGAAUAUGUCAUAUCAAUCAAAGAGGAGCAGAAUAGGAAUAUGUCAUAUCAAUCAACGGGGACCAGAAUAGGAAUAUGUCAUAUCAAUCAACGGGGACCAGAAUA
Messenger RNA from Owenia fusiformis, 1770 nucleotides. The record is from the annotation of a GenBank genome assembly. NCBI's taxonomy places the organism in Eukaryota, Metazoa, Annelida, Polychaeta, Sabellida, Oweniidae.